Messenger RNA from Anisakis simplex (herring worm), 315 nucleotides. The record is from the annotation of a GenBank genome assembly. NCBI's taxonomy places the organism in Eukaryota, Metazoa, Nematoda, Chromadorea, Rhabditida, Anisakidae.
AUGGAAUCAAAACCACGUACGAAUAUGUCGAAAAUUAGCGAGAACGGUGCCACGGCGUCACAAUAUGCCGUCCUAACAAUGAGUCUGAUCAGUCACGUAGAAGUAGAAGUUCCGUUGGAAGAAAGUGCAGCGAAAGAUUCAAUGAACGAGCCCUCGCAAAAACAAGCGCUCCAUGAAGCAGAAAUAACCGAAUUACAUAAUUACGCAAAUGAAUUGGAUGAAGAAAUGAAAAGAUGGAAAGAACUCCUGGAUGAGGAAGAGCAUUGUGUGAGCGAGGCAAAGAGGUUGAUUUUGUUUCUGAUUCUGUGGUGUUAA